Messenger RNA from Cryphonectria parasitica EP155, 699 nucleotides. RefSeq lists its product as uncharacterized. The transcript has 6 exons. The record is from RefSeq and is a predicted model, not a curated record. Bases 1 to 699 code for a protein of 232 amino acids. Lineage: Eukaryota; Fungi; Ascomycota; Sordariomycetes; Diaporthales; Cryphonectriaceae.
AUGACGACCUUGGGGAUCCAUUCACGUACAACCUUGCACACGAUGGAGUCUUCGCAGGUCCCUGGUGACGAACGCACCACCAAGAGCAAAGUCCUCGAGACAGGCGCGGCCAUGACCCAGGACUUCGCCCCCGUCAAGUCCAUCUGCGCCCACCUGAAUGCCUUCCAUGUCUACGCCGACGACCCGAAACGCAUCGUCGAGGCGAACCACUACUGCAGCCACCUGACUGAGGAUGUCCGCCAGUGCAUCCUCUACGACAGCCCUAACCCAGGUGCUCGGCUGAUUGGCAUCGAGUACAUGAUCACGCCCAAGCUGUAUGAGACGCUCGACUCGGAGGAGCGCAAGCUCUGGCACAGUCACGUCUUUGAGGUCAAGUCGGGCAUGCUCAUCAUGCCUCAGCCAUCUGUCCUUGUGCCUCAGGCUGCCUGGGAGAAGGCCGAGACGGCCGAGAUGCAAGAUGUCAUUGAGCUUUAUGGCAAGGUAUAUCAUCUGUGGCAGGUCGAUCAGGGCCAUAAACUGCCCUUGGGAGAACCGAAGUUGAUGACCAGCUUCACCAAGGCAGAACAGAUGCCCGAGUUCGAUAAGAUCGUCGGCGAAAGAGACAGCAGGUUUGGCUCGGACUGGAAGAGGAAGAAGGAAAUCCGGGAGAACAUCGAGGAACCCAAGAUUCAUCCUGAUGCUGACGCGACUUGGAAAUAA